Molecule: messenger RNA, 763 nt
Organism: Xenia sp. Carnegie-2017
Lineage: Eukaryota; Metazoa; Cnidaria; Anthozoa; Malacalcyonacea; Xeniidae
Exons: 2
Coding region: 26-589 (187 amino acids)
Source: RefSeq, a predicted model, not a curated record
CAUAUUUGUGCCGUAAAUUUUCAACAUGGCGCAAAUAUCAACCGCAAUUUCUGACUUUGUACUAAGUGCAGUUUCAUUUUAUGGUGCGAGCUUCCUUGCCAGGAGUUAUGUACAUGCUGCAAUUGGUUUUUUGUUGAUAGCAUUUGCUGCAGGCUCAGGAGCAAUCCGCUUUCUUGACAUUGUAUCAAGUAAAAAAAUGAUCACUGAAUUACACGACAAAGCAUCAUGGUUUGCAGCUAUUCUUGGAAUUCCACUUAUUGCAACGUCAUUUUGUGUCAAGUACGGAGUAAAGAAUUAUUUAAAUAUACACUUAAUAAGUUCUACAUUUGGAAUUAUUCUCUCAUCACUGUUCCCAAAACUGAAAGAUGUGUGUACUCAAUGUGUUUCAACAUUAGCAAUGUUUCAUAUCAUGAUAUUGAGUUUUCAAGUUAAAAACAUAGUUGCAAUUGCUGCUGUCAUUCUCUAUGUGAUUGCAGUUGUAGUGUUUGGAACUUCUGGGAACAUGAUGGGAUAUCGUAAUGUUGAUAUCUUUCAUUAUAUUUUAGUUCUAGCAAAUUAUACUUUUAUUAAAGCUUUGAUGAAAUAUUAAAGCUUAAUGUCUUAAUAUUCCACCCACAAACACUCAUUAAUAAAUAUUUUGUAAAGAACUUUGUAAAAUAUAGUGUUUCAUACUUCCAAUAAAAUAGAAUGUUUUUACUGUCAAAUUUUUAAAAUACAACUCUGAUGCUUUACAAUGCCAAUAAAACAUAUUUUUACCAUUAAA